Echinococcus granulosus is the source of this 8865-nucleotide messenger RNA. RefSeq names its product Myosin-VIIa. Gene Ontology annotation, molecular function: cytoskeletal motor activity; ATP binding; protein binding. The record is from RefSeq and is a predicted model, not a curated record. Bases 1 to 8865 code for a protein of 2954 amino acids. The transcript has 39 exons. Gene Ontology annotation, biological process: regulation of DNA-templated transcription; signal transduction. Gene Ontology annotation, cellular component: myosin complex; cytoskeleton. Lineage: Eukaryota; Metazoa; Platyhelminthes; Cestoda; Cyclophyllidea; Taeniidae.
AUGGUUAUGUUAACUAGAGGUGAUUACAUUUGGAUUUCACCGCAGUGUCAGGGCGAGUUCUCAGUUCCCAUUGGUGCAAAAAUUCUGGAUGUACAGAACGAUGUAUAUAUUGUCGAAGACGAUGAUGAGAAGCAAUAUUCUCUUCAAAUCGACUCUGACGUCCAGCUGAUGCACCCAAGCUCUGUCCGCAGCAUCCCUGAUAUGACAGCCCUCGGAGAGCUUCACGAGUGCAGUAUUCUACGAAAUUUGUUUCUUCGUUACAGAGAAAACAAUAUAUAUACAUACACAGGAUCGAUUUUGAUAGCUAUCAACCCCUAUCGAUCCCUACCUAUUUACACAGAGAACACUAUGAGGCAAUACACAAACAAGGAGAUUGGUGAGAUGCCUCCUCACCUCUUUGCUAUCGGUGACAACGCCUUCCGUAAUAUGCUCCGUAACUCUCGCGAUCAGUGCAUCAUUAUAAGUGGUGAAAGUGGAGCAGGCAAAACAGAGAGCACGAAACUGCUGCUUCAGUUCAUCACAACCCUCAGCGGGGGUGAAUCAUGCAUCGGCAAACGAAUUCUUGAUUCAAAUCCAGUCAUGGAAGCCUUUGGCAAUGCAAAGACAGUGCGUAAUGACAAUUCCUCUCGGUUUGGCAAGUACGUGGACAUCCACUUUGACCGAAAGUCCGGUCAUAUUGUGAGUGCGCGCAUCGAGCAGUACCUGUUGGAGAAGUCGCGCAUCGUGCGCCAGGCAGCGGGCGAGCGCAAUUACCAUGCCUUUUACUGCAUGCUCGCUGGCAUGCCCCCCAGGGAUAAGCGCCGUCUGGGCCUUAAGGAUGCCGAGUGUUACAACUACCUCUGCCAGGCGAACACCCUGAACGAUGCAAAACACUUUGAAAAUAUCGUUUCAACAAUGCGUUACCUCAAAUUUACUGAUCACCAAAUCGAUGAAAUCUGGCACCUGUUAGCAGCGCUCCUGCAUCUAGGAAACAUAUCCUUCUGUGAAAUUCUGAAGGAGAGUGCCGAUGCGAGCAAAGUGAAGGACACUCAUCGCUCCGAACUUAGAUACGCCUCCAAUCUGCUUGGGAUGAGCCACACAUGUCUGGAGAAGGGUAUGACCAGUCGGCGGAUUCAAAUGGCCGGGGAGUGCGUUGUGGCGCAAUUCCUGCCUGCGAACGCCUGCACUGUGCGAGAUGCCUUCGUGAAGACCAUCUAUGAUCACCUUUUCUGUUGGAUUGUGGAGAAGAUUAACGCAGCUAUUUACAAGCCGCCAUUGGGUGCAACAGCGGCAGCGUCCACUGCGGUGCCGUUGGUGAGGCCGGGCAGCUGCACUUCGCCCGGCUUUACCUCCUCCCGCUUGCCCAAUUUGGCUGAUCAUUGCUCUCAGGAAUGCUUGUGCGGCAACCGCGUUGCCCGUUCCAACACCUGGCCCUCCGUAAUUGAUCCCUUGGCCUCACCUGCUAACCCUAUCCCCACCACGCCUACCACCACCACCACUCACAACCCCUGCGAGUUGAAUCCUCCCCUUAAUCCCUCUACUGGUCCCGGGCGCCUCUCUAUCGGUGUGCUCGACAUUUUCGGCUUCGAAAACUUCAUCUCCAAUAGUUUUGAGCAGUUGUGCAUUAACUACGCAAAUGAGAACAUUCAGCAAUACUUUGUGCGGCAUAUCUUCAAGUUGGAGCAGGAUGAGUACUUGACAGAGGGCAUCAAUUGGACACACAUAAGGUUUCGGGACAACCACGAGGUGCUCGACUUGAUAGCUCACCAACCGCUCAACGUGUUGGCACUGGUGGACGAGGAGAGCCGAUUCCCCCGCGGCUCGGACGAGAGCUUCCUAAACAAACUCAACGCCCGCCACUCCACCACUCCCAACUUCAUCCGUGCUCUCUCCUCCGCUGAGACACGGUUCGGUAUCGUACACUUCGCUGGACCCGUAUUCUAUAAUGUGAAGGGAUUUUUGGAGAAAAACAGAGAUACAUUCAACCAUGACUUGCUGGAGGUCAUCAGUACAUCGAAAAACGACUUUCUUCGAAAUCUUUUCGAGAAGCGUUUGCAUUCGCCCGAAAACCGCCCUCGUUCACUAACUCUGGGAAUGCAGUUCAAGAAGUCGUUGGAGCGUCUCAUGUCUAUCAUUAAUGGGUGUCACCCCUUCUUUGUGCGCUGCAUCAAGCCCAAUGAGUUCAAAUUACCCAAUUGCUUCGAUCGCAGCCUCUGUGUCCGUCAACUACGCUACUCUGGCAUGAUGGAGACGAUACAGAUUCGCAGUUUGGGCUAUCCUAUUCGCUACGAGUUUCCAGACUUUGUGCAGCGCUUCCACAUGAUCCUGCAGCUCUAUGGUCCUACUACCCAUCGCUUCAGUCAACUGCGCUACGGAAACCCCCAGCACUUGGUAAUGGAGAUCUGCCGUGCAGCUUUUGGAUCGGAAGACCUUACUUAUGCCAUCGGGUCUACUAAGGUCUUUUUACGAACUUCUCAUGACUCGAAACUGGAGGAACUCCGGGAAAAUAUUAUUAACUCAAGCGCGAUUCUCAUUCAAAGCCGAUGGAGAGGCUUUUUGGCCCACAGAGAAUUUGAAGACCUUCGAAAGUCCACUAUAUUCUGUCAAAGAAGAUUCCGCCAAACUGCGGCCAGGCGAAGGUUCUUACGAGUGAAACACAUCAUCAUCCAUAUGCAGGCGAAUGUGCGGGCACGGCAGGCCCGAAAGCGCUUCAUUGCACAGCAGCACUUCAUCCUGCGACUCCAGUCACUCGCGCGCCACUGGCUCUCAAGACAAACCCUCCUCUGCAUGAUGCGUAGGCGUGGCUUCUUCUCCGCUGACGUGGCCAUCCAAUAUGAUGAGGAGACAAAGGUGUGCUUUUGCGAGGCGGAGCUGCCGGAGGACGUGGUGCUACAGAGCCCGCUGCACGCCAAAUGGACGAACGCCCUGGUCCUUGAAAACGCCGUCGAGUUGGUUGGUCUGACUACUGCGGCCUCGGAGGAGUGCGGUACCCACCAGCUUUCCACGUCCUCCAACGCCGACCACCCCGUACCUACCAAAUUGCCACACUCGGAAACCUGCGCCGACCUCUUCAGUUUCGUUGACUCUCUCUUUGAAGAGGUGUUAAAUUCUGCGAAUCUCAUGAAUUGUGGUCAUUCGAAGAUAGCUGUCAGUCUGGACGAUAGCGUUCAAGUGAAAGAGGGGUGUCAUCUCGAAUCGGCUGAUUCAAUCACCGUGCACGAGGCCUUUGAAGAACCAAAAGCAGGGAGGGUUGCGUCCCUGUCGCCUUCAGUGACAAUGGCGUCGAUGGUGGGUAGAGGAAGAGGAGAAGGUGGUGGCAGUUGUGGCAAGGUGGAUUUGAGCAGCAGGCACUUCAAGAUGCGCUGCCCUGCUUUCUUUCCCCUCUCCCAUCAUCCGGCGGACUCCUAUGUUUCCAACCCGUCCGGACCCACUCUAACGGAGGCUGUCGAAGAAGCGGAUGUUACCGGCAGACCCGUUGGCGUUGAUGCCGUCCCUAAUGAUACUCAUGCCGCGUGGGGCGAGUGCAGUUACCUCAAAUUUGCCGCUGCCUACUUUCAGACCGGCGUUCUGCCCACCUUCUCUCCCGUGCCCCUCACUCGUCCUCUCCUGAAACACCGCAACCAACACGACAUGGCCCUAGCUCUGGAAAUUUUCGGCAAAAUUAUGUCAUUUAUGAAGUCCAAGAAUAUGAAUUAUAACAGCAAAUCGGAGGACUCUAUUUUGACUGUGAAUGGCAGUAUAUCUGGCCCCGCCGAGGAGUCGAGCACAAGCAGCGCGGCUCAGCAUUCUAUCUCAGUGUGUCCACGAGUGGUUAUCUCCUCUAUUAACGGGUCCAGAUGCGACAUCCCUCUCGCCGACUACCGCGAUGACGUGUCGGGAAAUGCCUGUUCAAACUACACUCCCACGGUUCGUAUUUGUCACGACUGCCGGCCCGUACUCUCCGAACUCCACAAAGUCCGCUUUAUCGUUGGCACAGGGGUCGAUCAUCCACAAAUGCGCGACGAAAUCUACUGCCAAAUCCUGAAACAAAUCACGAAAAAUCCUUGUGUCUACAGUCGUAGCAGAGGCUGGAUCUUACUAAUCCUGUGCGCCAGUUGUUUUCCCCCAACACUCUUUGAUACCGCGCUGAGGACUUACUUGAAGUCCAGCACCUCGGAUUACGCCAAGACGUGCCUCAAACGGCUAAACCGCAUCAACCAGACGGGAGCGCGCUCGAUGCCACCUAGUUACAUGGAGUUGCGAGCUGAGCAAGAGAGAAAGAGUCUCGGAGUGAACGUCCUCUGCGCCAAUAGUAAUCGGGUGAGAGUAAAGGUUGAUCCAACUAUCACUGUGCAGGAGUUUAGUUCUAUUGCUUUCAACGCGGCUUCUAUUAAAGAUACCUUCGGAUUCGAGGUCUUCAUUGACAUCUUCGACAAGUUUGAGGCUCUGUCGAUGGGUCCAAGGCAUUUCUUUGAUAAUAUAUCUCUCUGCGAGAAAUAUACACGACGCAGGGGUCUAAAUGAAUUUGAUAUGCCUUGGUCCUUCGUGAUACGCAAGACCAUCUUCGCGCCGUGGCAUGAUGUGACCUUUGAUUCCGUUGCAACAUCGCUCAUCUGUUUUCAGGUUAUUCAACAAUGCUUCAAAGAAUCACAUGAUUCUCUCGAAGAGCAUGAGUUGGCAUACCUAUUAGCGAACAUAUACCGACUUCUGGCUACAGACUCAAAUGAUCCGAGAACCUCCGAUAAGUGUGGUCUCCAAUCCUGGCUGAAUCAGAUCCUCAGUCCCGACUGUGACAUCUCCUUUUGGCAGAAGGUUACAAGUACUGCGCUUUGUGAGCUAAACGAGAGAUCUCCGGAGGCGUCCGCCACCGCAACGUGCGAGAAUAUCGUGACGUUUGCUAAGCUGCAGUGGCCUAGCAUCUUCACUCGGGAGUUUGGUGUCAUCUUUCUGCAGGGCAGAUCUCGUGUGCAACGAGUCCUCCUGUGCAUUGAUUGCAACGGAGUUCAACUGCUAGGUGAAAAGCGCAAUCUUAUCAAUUCCAUUCCCUAUGUGGAGAUGCAUUCAGUCACGGUUAACUCGAUUAGUCAACAGUCAAUGAAGGCGCUUUCAAUAAAGACUGUAUGGAUGCAGGAGCAUCGGUUCCUAUCCGAUCACUCUGCCGAUUUGAAGGACCUCCUCAACUACAUGCUUACCGGUCUUCGUCAGCGCUCGCGAUACGCCAUUGCAGUGAAAAAAUCUACAUUCAGUGAUUGUCGCGACAGCUCUUUGAUUCAUGUGAAUGCGGGCGAUUACAUAAUAAUGCACCAAUCAGGCUGGGAGUUGGAUCAGAAGACUCCUGUUGUGGGCGUUCCUCUACCCUCCAAGUCGGCGCACUUUCAGUUGCAGAAGGAGAGUGACUCGAUGAUCUUCUGCUACGGUGAAAACCAACGCACCUGGGAGACGGGCCAUGUGGCUAUGACCAACGUCUACAUCCUACCCACCGUCAAUCCUCCCAAACCGGAGUUCAUUGAUACCUUUUCCCAUUUGAUCAUUUCAAACGAAAACAGAGAGUGGCUCAACAAAGUCGAGAGUAUCAACUCCCAACGCUCGCGCCUGCCUAUUGCACGUCUGCACAAGAGGUCCUCCAGUCACAAUGAUCUAUUCCUUAAACAUGACAAAUACUCUAAGGCUGCUGAUUACUUUCUAGAAAAUUAUUCGCAUCGACCGGCCUCGCAAAACUCCGAUAUGGAGCUCUCGACAAGAAUUUCAUCUGUUAACUCGACGGACUCACUAGAGCUGACGACGCUCAAGUACACUCGACUUCCCCUUCGAAGGCCCUUCUUACGAGAAUUUGCAAAUGCUGAUCGGAAGGUAUACGACGCGGCUCUGCUCUCGUUCUGUCUCAUUCAGACCUACAUGGGAGACUGUGACAAGAUACCAGUACAGCUUAGAAACAUGCCUGUAGUUUUCCUCACCGACCUUCUCUUCGGCUCGGCUCUCGACUAUCCUCCACUUCGUGAUGAGAUCUUUAUCCAGAUUAUGAAUCAGCUCACUGACAAUCCUAAACGAACAAGUGAAAGCAGAGGGUUGGAGUUGAUGUGGUUGGCGACAGGCAUAAUGGUGCCCUCGGAUCGUGUUAUGGACAAAUUGGUCCGUUUCCUACUCCGUUCACCACACCAGUUGGCAUCACAGUGUUACACCAGACUACAUCAAACGUUAAGUCGCGGAAUACGAAAGAAGCCCCCGCAUGCCCUUGAAAUUGCAGCUAUACGAGGAAAGAAGGACAAAAUUUAUCAAAAGAUCAUUCUUCCAAAUGAUACUUCCAUGAUGACAACGCUGGACUCGACGACCAGAGCCAUGGACGUGAUCCAGAACGUGGUGCGGGAACUUAACCUUAAUUCUGAGGAUCAAUUCGCCCUCUACCUGGAGGUGGAGGAUGAAAUGCGUUGCAUCAAAUCCGACGAGUUUCUUCUUGACGUCCUCCGCUUAACUAUGCCUGAGAUCCAAUCGCAGCUUUCCCAGAAACGCACCGUUACUUCUUCUCCUCCGAGUCCACUGUACUUCAUGCGGAAACUUUGGCUGAAUGUCGUUCCUGGGAAGUAUGUUAUCGAGGACAGACUGAUAAAUUUUCCCCAGGCAAUGAAGAACUUUCUUCAUGGUUACUACAAGUGUUCCCUAGAGCAGACUCUCGAACUAGGCACUCUUAUAUUCAUUUGGCAAACAGAAGGAUCAUCUGGAUCCCAAACCUCCCUCGAUCAAAUCCUCCCAAAGAAUGUACUCUCCUGUGUCACCGACCUUCAGUGGAUUUCGGUCUGUGGUUCGACUGCUGAAUGGCUUCUGGUUGUCAACGCUUCCACCAUAUCCCUUGUUGAUGAAAAGAACGAGCUUGAGGCAUGGUGUUACAGUGUAAAUCGUAUAGCCGAAUUCUGGCAGGAUAAUCAAACGAUAAACUAUCAGUUGCGCAAGGCCAACUCGGUGAAUAGACUGGUUGGUUCAGAGACGACCGCCUAUAACGUCUGCGAUCUCGUCAACUGCUACAUCCGACACAACAAACUGCAAGCGAUGAAUGGUCCUCUGAAUCAUAAAAAGUGCUCUACCCUCAAGGUCGUUAAGAUUCCCUAUCAAGUUGCGGAUAAUGCAACUCUGGCCCUAGUCUCAUGGUGGAGGAUAGUGGCGGGAACUGCAGAAAGAAGCUACCAAUUUUCCUACGGAGUCGGAUUGAGGAACAGGUACAUCGAUAAAAAGCAGUAUGCGGUGUGCAAUCAGUCAACGGGGCAAACUGGUCUCUGCCAAGCGACAUCCUUCUCCUCCUCCGCCAACUCGGAUUCUCAAAUUAAUUUGCAUCCUCGCUUUUUGAAUUAUGUCGCUCAGGCUAGAAUGGGUAUCCUAGGGGCGUGGGAACCUGAAGAAGUUCUUCAACAAGGUGACCCUUCAAUGGAUGACACUAAGGAAAAAAUUCAGGAGCACGAUCUGUCAGCUGGACCGUUGGGCGCGCCACAUGCAAUGUAUUUCGACAAUGGCUUUGUGGAGUCUCAGUUACCGGCGCACAUCACCCCGCACCCCACUUAUGAGGGUGACUACGUCCAUCAGCAAUGCCCCAGUUCUAUUUUUUGUUCCGAUUUUGUUCAACGUGAUCAACAACAGUCGAGACAUCCACAACCGCAUCAGCACUCUCAAGUAGCUCCUAGUGGUUCUGCCUGUCUCCGACAAAGAAGACGUUCAUUGCAAGUCUACGAGGAAAAUCAGGUAGUUGCAGCCCAUUGGAGCCUUCAAGAACUUCCAACCUCAACUUCUGGGCGUGCUAGUUGGGAUAUCAAUGACAGGCAGCUUCCGAAGACGCCACAAAUCGAUGAUUUUGACUCAUGGCCAGAUGGUUACUGCCAAUUUGUUUACCUGAAGACGGGCUCUGAUUUAGUCAAACGGCAUUCAAGUGGUUGGGCAAUGCGGAAUACGAAUAAUCACAAUAAACACAUCCUGAAAAAGAGCUGCCUCGGUGUCUUAUUGUGCGAUUCGCCCAAUUGCGGCGUUACCCUCCGUCCGGCUAUUUGUGACAAAGCCAGGAAAGGUCAAGAAGGCAGACAAUGCGUACGGAAAGGUUGUCCAGGUCGAAUCUAUCUCCAUCCGUGCCGUGGCAAUGGAGGUUAUCCCGUGACUCAUUUUUGGCGCGAAGUCGGUGAUCUUGUGUUCUUCCAGGCUAAAGGCGCUCAUGGUCAUUUGCGUCCCAAUGCCAAGGCCAUUCGUAGCAAACCCAAUCGCUCGAAACUCACAAAUUCUUCCACCACCGCCUCUCGCCAACUCUCCGAGCGCGCUGAAACUACCAUCCAUUCAGCAGAGAUGUGCUUUCCCCCUCACGUUGAUCCAUGCUUUGGAGCCUAUCUGCCAUCACGUAUGACGGAGAGAAAUGUAGCCGCGUCAAAUGCACCCUCUUGUGACCCAUUUGCAGUGGGCAUUGGAGGUGGUGGUAGCGGUUUUGAUCGCACCAGUUUGUACAGUCCCCUGCCCUCUCAAAUAGUACCAUCGGUGACACCAACCUUGCUUCGGUGCCCCACUGUGUGUUCCCAGCAAUACCAAGGUAACUCAACAAAGAUGGACUCCUGUGGGAUGGGUCCGAGUAAUGGCUCCUGGUCCGACCUUUCCUUAUACCCACCAUCCUCCAACGAGGAGGUUAGCGACUUCCCCCCGUGGACGUACCGCACUCCCGGACGCACCUCCGAGUUGUGUUCUGAUACUAACCCUCUCCAACGCUGUCGCCAUCAACACCGCCAUUCGCGUUCUCUGAAAGCGUCAAGUUCGCCUCUGGGAAUGCACAAUGGCCAUGGGUACUCCUCUACUAUCAAUCCUUUCUUCUGUUCCCUCUAUGAUAACUCCGCUCUUCAAUCAUCUGGCGAAUCCAGUCACUGUAGCUCAAAUCGACGAAUCUCACGAUGA